Messenger RNA from Penicillium brevicompactum, 1020 nucleotides. RefSeq lists its product as uncharacterized. NCBI's taxonomy places the organism in Eukaryota, Fungi, Ascomycota, Eurotiomycetes, Eurotiales, Aspergillaceae. The record is from RefSeq and is a predicted model, not a curated record. Bases 1 to 1020 code for a protein of 339 amino acids. The transcript has 2 exons.
AUGGCGCGCAGUCUCCGCAGCAAGAGGGACAGCGUGUAUCUCAAGUGGAGUGCAGUUAUGCAUCCAAGUGAAGCCCUUCACGAACUUCUUGGGGACCGAGACAACUCUCGAUUGUUCUUCCAUGGGCUGAGGCGUCAGGUGAAAGCCAUUCGUCAACGAUCGCAGAAAUCCGAGGAUGGCCAAAUCACAAUCUUUGAUGCUGCUCUUGUUCGUCUCUAUGACAAUGGACAUACCAUGCAAUCCUAUGGUCUGUUCGAAUUUUACAUGGCUGAGUUCCUCGGAACCAAAGACUGUGUCUCAGAUGGAGAGAUCAAAGCUUGCCUGGCUGCCAACCUGGCGGCCCAGCGUGUUCUUGACGCCGGCCCCAUCUCGGAGAUCCCAACUCUUUCAAACCUGACCGCUGGAGAGGAAGAAAUCAAGUCUACCGACCACGAUAAUGCUAGCACCCAGGCUACCGACUCGACCCGUGACUCCGAAGAUUCAAAGCCUCGCCAUCUCGAUAGACUGGUCGAAACUUACCAAAAGGCCAAGGAAGACUACUAUGUACUGGAGGUAACCGAAACCCACGACAAGAAAACCAACAGCGUCCGCUUCCUUCGUGACACCGCCGAGAACCUCCUCCGUUACCUGAAGAAUGUAGACAAGGAUCACGAUCUGAUUCAGGAACUCGAGGAUACCGUGAAGUCUAGCAAAGCCCAUGCAGACAAGCUCGCAGGUGGUCGCAAGCGCAAAUUCGAGCGUGAGGACAGCAGCUUUCAUGGCAGCCCCAGCCCCAGCCCCUACCGACCUUACGGAUAUUAUGGAGAGACCUACGGGGAAGUGACAGAAACGAUCGCUGGGACCGAUAUGUACCAAAGACUGGAUGGAACCACGGCCGGGGUGUUGACUCCUACCGCCCCUAAAUCCAGUUUAUUGGGCGCAUUAUUCAUUGAGAACAGGCGUUCAGACUCCGGAGGGAGGUGUUUUGUGUUCCUGCUAGUGCUUCAGCGAAAGCCCCAAACAGAUUUGCCAGUCGCGUAA